This is a messenger RNA of Cynara cardunculus var. scolymus (artichoke), 1305 nucleotides long. RefSeq names its product phosphoglycerate mutase-like protein 1. The record is from RefSeq and is a predicted model, not a curated record. Gene Ontology annotation, cellular component: cytoplasm. Gene Ontology annotation, molecular function: phosphatase activity. The coding region runs from base 186 to 1049 and encodes 287 amino acids. NCBI's taxonomy places the organism in Eukaryota, Viridiplantae, Streptophyta, Magnoliopsida, Asterales, Asteraceae. The transcript is spliced from 10 exons.
GGGCGAUGACAUGAAUGUAAUCAUAAAGUAAUCCGGAGUUUCGACCACAAAUCGGCACGGUGAUCACCAUCGCCAUCACUAUCUGUAUAAAAAAAUGGCACUCCUUUCUCCAUAGCAUUCCCCUUUUCAAUUCCUAUUCGUCUGGAAUCCGAUUCCACCAUCCUCUCUUCUUCUGCGUUGCAAAAAUGGAUAUCGAUUCAACUUCAAGUUUGUACCCGUUGCAUCGAUCCAAGACUGUUCACCUGGUUAGGCAUGCACAAGGAGUUCACAAUGUAAUAGGAGACAAGGAUUAUAAAGCAUACAUGUCUCCCGAGUAUUUUGAUGCUGAGCUUACUCGAUUAGGCUGGCAGCAGGUUGAAAAUUUGCGUAAACAUGUCCAUGCAUGUGGGCUUGCCAAGAGGGUUGAUGUAGUUAUUACAUCUCCUUUGUUAAGGACUAUGCAAACAGCAGUUGGAGUAUUUGGUGGGGAGGGCUACACAGAUACGGUGGAUGGACUACCACUGAUGCUGGCAAAUGUUGGAAAGAGUGGUCGAUCUGCAAUUUCAAGCGUAAAUUGCCCACCUAUUGUUGCAGUAGAACUUUGUCGAGAACAUUUGGGUGUUCAUCCUUGUGAUCGUAGGAGAAGCGUCAGUGAAUACCAAUGCCUAUUUCCGGCAGUUGAUUUUUCAUUGAUAGAAAGUGAUGAGGAUGUUUUAUGGAAGGCUAAUGUAAGGGAGACAAAAGAAGAGCUUGCAUCUAGGGGGAAACAGUUCCUGAAUUGGCUAUGGACACGGGAAGAAAAGGAGAUAGCUAUUGUAACUCACAGUGGAUUCUUGUUUCAUACGCUGGCUACAUUUGGCAGUGACUGCCAUCCGUUGGUGAGGAAAGAAAUUAACAAACAUUUCGCAAACUGUGAGCUUCGUUCCAUGGUGAUUGUGGACAAAAGCAUGUUAGGAUCAGAUUCUUCAACAACUGAUUAUCCAGGAAAGAUUCCUCCCGGACCAGAUAUCCCAAGUGCCGCCAUUGAUGAAAAGAUUGCAAACGAUGAACCGGUUUCUGGGUCCACUUGAUUAGCAACAUUCUACCAAUUUCACACCCUCCCCCAUAUGAACCACCAUAAAAAGAUGAGUACUUUUUUUUUUAUCAGCUAUUAAAACGGCGGUUCAUUUAGUGUGUGAGUCUAGAAAUAUGGCAUCAAUCCUAUUUUGUGCGAAACGAGUGAGGAGCUGAAACAUGAAUGCUGCAAACAUGGUAAUGCUACUCUUGAUGAACACUUUAUUGUUAUGAUCAUGUGAAUUAGAUAGAAAGGUUUUAUGCUAUGCUCUA